Aphidius gifuensis is the source of this 5359-nucleotide messenger RNA. RefSeq names its product zinc finger protein 260-like. Gene Ontology annotation, cellular component: nucleus. The record is from RefSeq and is a predicted model, not a curated record. Gene Ontology annotation, molecular function: RNA polymerase II cis-regulatory region sequence-specific DNA binding; DNA-binding transcription activator activity, RNA polymerase II-specific. Bases 1062 to 3041 code for a protein of 659 amino acids. The transcript is spliced from 10 exons. Lineage: Eukaryota; Metazoa; Arthropoda; Insecta; Hymenoptera; Braconidae. Gene Ontology annotation, biological process: regulation of transcription by RNA polymerase II.
UGGAACGAUAGAGUGCGAUAGAGGUAGCUGGCGCUUCAUAUCACGACGUGUGUGAGAAAAAAAAACGAUAAUUCCACGUUUCUAUAUAUAUUAUCCAUUUAGACGAAGACGCCUAUAGUUGGCCGUGUAUGAAUAACGAAGGACACCAUUAAGAAGAGAAGGUGAAUUGUUUGUUUUUACGCUACGAAGUGUUCAUCCUUUUCCAUUAAUUUGAGCAACCGCGAAAAUAACUGAAACUCUAAAAAACGAGGUACGCGAAAACGUUUAUUUUUUGAAUUAUGGAUAUUAUUGAAAUGCCCUACAUCGCGUAACCAGGCGUUUCGGUGUUAAAGCAUUGUUAUCCUUGUUGCGCGCGUAAUGGCCGUCUUAAGUUUGUUGACGCCGCGGGAUUUGGCUUAAACUAAAGCUUUCCAAACAAGCUAAAUGUCCAAUUUAACUGAACAUUUUUGAUACCUAUCUACUUUUACUAAUUAUCAAAAAAGAAUAUUUUUUAGAAAUUAUUGAAAAGUUUCAUUUUUUUCUUGAAGCAAUUUUCUUGACGACCGGGGGUGUGAUCAAGAAAUUCUGUUUUAAAUUAACGCAACAAGGACCUAGAGAAUCCAUGUUCUUAUCAAAUUUGUUAAUAUAGCUUUUUACUUUUAAAAAUAUUUGGAUUUCUAAGACAACCUCAUCUUCAAAAAAAUUUUAUAUAAAAUUUAUAAUUCAUUUCUUGUCGACAAAUUUUAGACGUUAAGGACUGUCUUUCGAAAGUAGAAAAAUUUACCAAAAUUGUGUCUAUGUAUCCAAAAGUGAAUGAAGUUCUUUCAAAUUUUCUUUGUACACUAGCUUGCACUGGUUAAAUGACUUGAUGUGUAGAAAUAUCGACUGCUUUAUGUCAAUUCAUCUUCAUUAUUUUGUAGAGGAGUUACAUGCAGUUGAUUUAUUCAAACUUGUUGAUGGAGAAUUAGCAUAACGGGACAUUUCUAAUCAUUCAAUGCUUGAUAAUGAACGGAAUCGAAAGAUUUUCUCGUUGAUUUUCAUUGCAUGUUGUGUAAUUGCGCAGGAUCAAAGCCAUUACAUCAAUGGCCCUAGAAUCGAAUGGUAACAACGUGGUGUGGUUAAGCGCAACCUGUCCUGAUAAUAUACAGCAGCACACCGUCAAAAAAGAUCCCUUGCCAAUUGAAGCGACAGAAGAUAAAGAUCUACUCCAACAGCAUAGAUAUCAGUGUGAUUUAACAAAAAUCACAAAUCAGGAAAGUCAACAGGUCGAGCAGCCUGUCAAGUGUUCCAUGUUUACUCAAACAGAACAGACUAGUAGUUUCACGCAGACGGAACAGAGUAACCCAAGUUACACUGAUCAACGUCAGCCACAACAACAACAACAACAACAACAACAACAACAAGCAGCUAUGUUUGAUCCUCAGCAGAUUCAGCAACAGGCUUCCCAAAGCCAGCAAACCCAACAGCAGCAGUCUCAGCAGAUGUAUGUUACUUCUGAAAAAAAGGAGGAUAAAAAUCAACAACAAAGCACUACAACUGAAUUCCCAUUUUUCUAUAAUGUCAAUAUGUUACAAAAAGUACAGACAAAUGCUGUGAGUACGAUCGGAGCUAUUACAACUGAUGAUAAAGGUUGCUAUCGUUUUGAUGUGCAGCCAGUGGGCUAUAAUAAUUUGUUGAAUCAAAUGAGCAUAGUAGCUGCGACCACGAAUGCAACAUUUAAGUGUGACAUUUGUGGCUCAGUUUUUGGUCAUAUGAGUCUUUUGAAUCAUCACAAAAAGAGCCACAACCCUACACCAAGCAAUAUACAACAGCAACCGCAAGUUGUUCAAACACCAACAACUGUUGCAGUGGCAACAACACCCGAACGACCGUACACUUGUGACGUUUGUGGUGCUUGUUUCGCAUUACCUGGUGAAUUAAAAAGUCAUAAAACCAAUAUGCAUCAAAAACUCAAGGUACAAAAUUGUGAAGAAUGUGGCAGUGAAGAUCCAUGCGAGCAUCACCCUACUAAAGUUAAAAAAACAGCUAUCAAACCUGGCCAUCAUCCAGUGAAACGAAGAGGUGUGACAAGUGUAACCAAGUGCCACAAAUGCAAUGGAACUGGGAUUAUAUUUAUUGGUAAAGACGAUGAAAAACUAGAUUCUGGAAUCAGUUCUCUUGCCAAGUGUGGCGGCUGCAAGGCAACAGGCCGAAUCACCAUAGGAAGUGGUAAGCAAAACCAAAACCAGCCAGAAAAGCCAUUCCACUGUAAUGUAUGUGAUGGAACAUUUUCACGCUACUCAUCACUUUGGUCUCAUAAAAGACUUCAUUCUGGAGAUAAACCGUUCAAAUGCGAAGUCUGUGGUUUGGCCUUUGCGAAAGCUGCUUAUUUGAAGAACCAUGGGCGUGUACAUACUGGUGAAAAACCAUUCAAGUGUGCUGUGUGUGGUAUGCAAUUCUCUCAAAGUCCACACUUAAAAAAUCAUGAGCGUAUUCACUCUGGGGAACGUCCUUAUCAAUGUGAAGUGUGCGAAAAAACAUUUGCCCGACAUUCUACCCUGUGGAACCAUCGCCGGAUUCAUACAGGUGAAAAACCUUACCGGUGUAACACAUGUGGAUCGGCAUUUAAUCAAGCGACGCAUUUGAAGAAUCAUGCUAAAGUUCAUACUGGAGAAAAGCCUCACAGAUGUGACAUAUGCGAAAUAGGUUUUUCUGAUCGUUUCGCUUUGAAACGUCAUCGUGCAAUUCAUGAAAAAUAUGGGCAAACCGCACGCAACCAGAGCACUAACAGUGCAAGCAAUUCACAGCAGCCAAAUGUGAAUAAUCCACAACAACAACAACAACAACAACAACAACAACAACAACAACAACAACAACAACAACAACAACAGCAACAACAGCAACAACAACAACAACAACAACAACAACAACAACAACAACAACAACAACCUCAGACUCAACCUGGGCAGCAAGUAGUUGUUGUUAAUGCAGCAACUCCUGUCAGUGUUAGUCAGGCUCAAGGUCAAACGGUUAUGCUUGACGAAGUUUACAAAUGCCAAGUGGCUUUUCCAGAGCCUAAAUGAUUUAAGAUAUGGCAAAAGUGCCUGUCGUAUGUGCUAAGCUAAAAUGGAUUCAUGCCCUUUCAAUUUUAAAAAUUAUUAUAAAUAUUUCAUUCGUGUGGAUGAUGAAUUUUACGCAAUUCACUUUAAGACUUGACUCUAUUUACAAUUGUUUGAUGCCUGCAUUUUUAGAAUGUACUUUACACUUGGGAACAUCAAUUUUACCGUUGUCAAAUGCCAGAUGUCAUGACAAGUUAUGGCUAUACAAAGAAAUACCUAGAGUACUAUCUACUCACCAGUGAGGGUGCAAUUAAAAAAAAAUUAAUAAAGCAUAAUAAUAAAGUGAGUUUCAGUUACAUUAAGCGAUAACAAUAUAGAAAACUGAUGGGUAAAUACGAAACAAAUGAUCUGUUUCACAUUUUGAUUUCAAAUAAGAUUACUUUGUUUUACUCUGUAAUCAAUAUUAGUUAUCUGCAACACAAAAAGAGUUUUUCAAAGCAAAUAUUUCAACACAGAAUAAAAACUUGAAUAUUUAAUUUUAAGAUAAAUAUUUUUUAAUUUUGUUCUUUGUUGUUUUUAAAUUACAGUUAAGUGAUUUCAGUAUAGCCAUUAGUUAAUUAGAUUUUUCACAUUUUUUCCUUAAAAAGAAAAAAAAAGAUGAUGUACUCAUUGUGAGCUGGUAUGUUUUGCAGCGACUGAGUUGUAGUUUUUGAUAGAAAAAAAAUUAGUUACAUUGAUCAAUGUAUUAAAGAGAUUGAAAAUUAUUGAAAAAAAACUACUGAGUCUUGGAAACAUAAUAAAAAUCAAAUGAAAUAAUGUUUAAGAUAAUUUAAUAAUACUAGGCAUUAAUAUUAAAUAGCAUAAAUGCCGUAACUGUUUAUCUUCAAUUUUUAUUUGCUUUUGUGCAAGUGAGGCUUCUGAUAAUUGUUAAGUUAUGGUCACUCCAAGUUGUAUAGCACGUAUACUUUUAUAUAUUAAUAUUAGAUAUUUUUAAAAAAAUUUACUAACGGUUUUUUUUCAUUUCUCAACUGAAUAUUAACAAUAUUCAUUUUUAUUUGUUUUUAUGUUUUCAUAAAUAUUGUGAGUUGCAACGAUUAAAGUUAUUGAUUUGAUUUGACUAUAUUUGGUUGACUUAAUCAUGAAAACAAUAUUUUCGAAUUAUUCUUUUUUGAAUAAAUACCAUCAUUAUGCAAACAUUUAUUUGAAUUCAAAAAUUAGUAGAACAAUCAAUCGUUGCAAUGUAAUUUUUAGUUUGAAAAAAAAAACGACAAAUUUUAAUUUUUAUGCCUUUAGUCUUUUUAGAAAAAAAUUUUUUGGAUGUUUCCUUUUUCGUAUAAUAGAUAUUCAAACAGCUCCCAACACAUUUUUCAUAUCAUAGUCGAUAUAAACUAACGAUGGAAACGAUGACUGUCAAUGUGACGUGGUGACUGAUAAUUACAUGGUAAACUUAACCAUCACUCGGCCUAAACAGCAUUUUAUGAAUCACUAUGAUAUUAUACAAUUCCUUUAAAAUAUUUUGCGGUUAAUAAUGAAAUUGAUCGUUUAGCGACUUAUGUCGAAAUUUUAUAGAAAAAAAAACAUUGCUUUCAAUACCGUGUGAGAAACUCCUUGAAAGCCUGAAAGAGCUAAAAUUGAAUUUUCGAGUAGCAGACUGUCGAUAGUGAUUUUUGUGCACAAAACUUUAUUUAAAAUGAAACUUAAAAUGCAGAAAAUAAAAACUUCGGUAUACAUGUAGAUAGAUGUGUUUUAUUUCUUGAUGCUUUUUGGUGGGAAUAUUUUUUCGGAACUUCUUCGUAUUUUAUUUAUGUUUAAACGUUACUGAAAUAUGACCAAGAAAAUUUGUAAAUAUAUACGAUUUACAGAACCCUGGUAGAAGUAUUUUUCCCGAAUUGCUCCGGAUUAUUCCGAAUUGCUCCGGAUUAUUUCGGAAUUGGCUGACUUAAAAAAAAUGCGGAAAAAUACGAGAAAUCCGUAACAAUUCCAAAAUACCUGUGUAAAAUGAAGGAAAAUAAAUGACCAAAAAAUUUUAAUGGGCCAAUUCCCGAGUGAUACGGAGUUUUCCGGACUUUUACGGAGUAUUUCCGGAAUUUUACGGAGAAAUGAUUUCCACCAGGGAAGCCAUAAAUCAUUUCUGAAUGUUAUAAAACGAUAUAUCAAAACAGAUUUUUUAUUUCGUGUAGUAUCACAUUAUGAAAACUACGUAAAAAUUAAAAAAAAAAAAUUUCUACCAAGUUCAGAAUGGAUAGUUAGUAUGUCCAAGCUUAUAGUUUUUCUGAACAAAUAAAAAACAAUUGUAUAAAAUUGUUGACAGGAAUAUUAAUAAAUACCUUUUGUUCUACGUA